AAAAAUCAAAAGUCAUCUUUUCUUUUUUGUAGUGAAAAUAAAGAUUUGGAAACAUGAGCUCAGAAAGCCACUCACAAACUGCUCUUGCUUCUCUGCAUGAGACGUACACUGAUUCUGAAGGUGAAGCAGAAUCAGAUCCUGAAGAAACUAGUCGUGAAAAAAAUUUCAGUCCAAGCAAAGAAAGUUCUAGUUCAAUGGAAGGCAGUGUUAAAGAAAAUCGUCAACAUUCAAAACUUGUAUCAUAUGCCACUGAAGGACAUGAUGAUGAAGACAUGAGUGAUUCAGAUGAUUCUAAAUCAUCAUCUGAUACACAAGAAGAUUCACAAGAUAGCAGAGCAAUGAUAGCUGAAGUUCCACCAUUAUCACCAGUUUCUUUUCAUCGGAGCCUUUUAAAUUUGAAAAAACAUGAAAUCCAGCUCCCUGUGGAACCAUCUGGCAGAUGUUCUAAAUCAUUACAGGAAAAAAUCAGUGAAUUGUACGAGAAGAAAAAAGAAGGGAAAGAUAUGAAUGCAUCAAUUCAAAGGCGCAAAGAUUUUAGGAAUCCAAGCAUAUAUGAAAAAUUAAUACAGUUUUGUAAUAUUGAUGAACAAGGAACUAAUUAUCCUCCUGAAACAUAUGAUCCUCAUUGUUGGGGUCCUGAAUCUUUUUAUGAAGAAUUAGGUAAAACACGACAAGAAGAAAUGGAUAAGAGAGAGAAGGAGAAAAAAGAGCGAACAAAGGUUGAGUUUAUAUCUGGUACUGUUAAAAAGCCUUCGUCAGACUCAAGUAUAGAUGCUGGAAAACGCAAAAGCAAAUGGGAUGUUGGCAUUAAUCAGAUGCCUGCAACAGCUUUGAAGCCUGCUGCUCUGAUAACCCCUACAGUCUUACCAGUGCCAACUGGAACUAAACCAACAGUUAUAUCAGCAUUUGGAACAAUUACAAAGAAAGCUAAGCAAUAACAGCUGAAAAUGAUUAAAAUUUAUAUUGUGAACUAUCAAGUUCUACAGGUUUUGAAUUUUAUGCUGCAUUUUGAAAUAUUUCAUCCUGCAUAAGUGAUGUAAAUAUUUUAAUGAAAAAGUACUGAAAAUUAUAUGGCCCAUCUAAAUGCAAUUCAGAUAAGAGGAACAAAAAGAGGAUGUUUCUUCAUUCAAAAGAUUCAUUUAUCACAAUGAGUUUUGCCUCUGGAAUAAGUAGGAAUAACAAAGAAGAAGGUCAUACUCUAAAAUAUACAUAUUUCUUCAUUCUAUACCUGUUGAAUACUUAGCCACCAUAAACCAAUUACAUUGUUCAUGAAGAAAAUGACUUUAUUUUAAAAUCCAUGUUUAGACUAAUUAAGGCUGUUGGGAUUUCUGUCAUAUAAAUUUGUGUAAUGGUUCCAUAAUGUUAUAUUUUUAUAUAUAAGGUACUUCAUAUGCUACAAGAACUGUUUCAAACGUUUUUGUCUCAAAAUGUAUGUUUUACCCAGUAGAAUAACAUAACAUAUGAGUAAUGUUUUGUGCUGUGCAAAGUGCUUUCCUUACAUAAAUGUGUGGUUCAUACAUUAUUUAUAAAACUCAUAUUCUCUUAACCCUUAAUAGUCAGUUGUUGGGGAGUUAUGUCCAUUAUAAGGUGCAGUAGAACUCUGAAUGAUGAUUGUUGUCUUUGAUCAGUGAAUAUAAGAAUUAUUAAUAUAAAUAUUGCAUUGUCAUGCAAUUGGUAUAUGUAAUUGGUAUAUGUCAAUGGUAAUAUGUGUUAAAUUUUCAUUAUAUGAGAUGUUUCUCCUGGACAUUUAUUGGAUUAAGAUUAGUAGAGUAUAUUGUCAGAGCAAUAAAGAUAACCAGAUAAUAAGCUAUAUAUUCUACAUGUUUUCUCAUUAUUGCUGUAAUUUGAAUGAAUUAGUUUUUCUUACAUUACUUUCAUCACCAUUGGUAAUUUGCGUUUAUCACACUGCAGACAGAGAAACAGUGCUAAAAGUUAUUUGUAGCGCUAUGUAGUCUCAGCUGUUCAUUGUUAUUCUACUCAAAAACUGAAAAUAUACAUUUAUUAUAAUGUAGUUGUAAUACUUGAUGUUUUCUAUAUCUGCUACCUUUGGAUUCAAUAGAAAAAAUAAAUUCUUAUCUCAGCGAAAUGUCUUACACAUUGUUUUUGUGGUUAAGACACUGCUGGUAAUAGGUUUUAUAAUGAGUGGUACAUGAUACAAAUUUAUUAAUAUACAGCCUUCCAUUGUCAAAAUAUGUGAAUUAACUUUGGUGUAAAUAGCUUAUUGUUAAUGAGGAAUAUCCAGAAGUAAUCUUCACUUGUUAAAGUAAGUGAUUAUUUCAAGGCUAAGCCUCAAAAGCUGACAGUUACAGCAUAAACUGUUGGCUGUGCCUAUAAUGAUAUUGAAGCAUAUUUUUGUCUUUGCUACAGAAACAGCUUUAACACUUCUUAAUGAGUCUCAGUAAAGACCUACUACUCAUUAACAUGAUGCUGUAGAUUAAAGUUUCAUUAGCAUAAGAAUACCUUGGUAGUAAACCUGUUUUUUAUCUUGAGAGGAAAAAAUGUAGGGGUCAGCAAAGAUUUUUUUUCUUCAUCUCGGAGCUUAACAAUUCAGUUGAAAUCUAAGUGUUAGAUUAUUGUAAGUGAUUCAGUUAAAUCUGUGAGAAGAUUUGGGAUUCACUGCAAUUUAUCAUAUUAUAGAAUUCAUAAAGAUCUUGAGAUUCUUUUAAGAUUUCAGAUUUCCACUGGAUAUUAAAACUGUGAACUUCAUGUUCUAAUAUCCCUGCACAUUGAUGCAAAAGAAAGGUAGUGUACAAAACUUACAAAAGAUUUAGAUAGGAAAUUUCUUUCCAGUUUUAUUAAUUCAUCUUUUGUAUGUUAUAUGAACAAAAGCAGCAGUCCUUUCUUUGAUUUAUAGAAUUUUUUCAGUACUUUUUCUGUUUUUCUUUACAAAGUUGUUUAAAAUGUAACAAAUAGUGUUAUGUGAACUAAAAGUCCCAAAAAGAGAAGUUAUGUGUUUUUCAAAAUUCUGUAUAAAUGAGCACGUGAUAUUCAACUAAUCAGUUUAUAUUUGUCUGACCUCUGAUGUUUGAUAAACUGGUAAAUGAAAUUUAUGUGCUUGCCAGAUUGUUUGAAUAAUAAAUUCACAAUAUUAUA
Stegodyphus dumicola is the source of this 3093-nucleotide messenger RNA. Its product is annotated as SAP30-binding protein. Gene Ontology annotation, cellular component: nucleus. Lineage: Eukaryota; Metazoa; Arthropoda; Arachnida; Araneae; Eresidae. The record is from RefSeq and is a predicted model, not a curated record. Gene Ontology annotation, biological process: regulation of DNA-templated transcription.